GUAAGCGAGCGAACCACGUCGGAUUACGUUGCUGAAGUCAAAAAAUUAAUUAAAAAAAAAAAAAAAUAAUGUCACUCCAAUCGAUAACAUUGCUAUUGUUAUUCGCGACAUUCGCGAAAGUCAAAACUAAAGAAAUAAGGAUAUCGAAAAAUUCUUUCGAAAAUUACGAAAUCGACGUUUUACGUGAAAGGUCCGAAAAAUCUGUGAUACCCAAGAAAUUGUAUCGGGACGAUGAGACGAUGUACGGGAGUUCGUCGAAUCGUAGAAAAAUCACGAGACCGAAAAGAAAUUCGGAGACUCCAUGGAUAGUAAAGAAUUUCGAGGGUUAUCAAAAUUUGACAGCAUUUCACGCGCUCGUCGUGCGCGACGAAAAUAUUCCGGAUUGCGGUAUGGCGGCGAACGUGAGCACGGAAACACGAUACUUCAUGUGCAGCGGUGCAAUUCUGACGGAUAGACAUGCAAUUACGACUGCCUCCUGUAUGCACUUUGCGCAUAUUUACGAACAUCACAUCGAUGCCAAUUUGGCUGUACUCGUUGGCGCUACCACUGAUUACCCUCAGGUGAUAAAGAUCGCGGGCGUUGAGAUGCACCCAAAAUAUGAAUUUGACGUCGAUUCCGUGAAUUACGCUACUCACAAUUUGGCCAUUCUGCAUCUCGAGUGUCCAAUAUGCAGGGGCCCCGCCCGUAUUCCAAGAUUGGCCUGUAAUCGUUAUCAGGACUUGGGCCAUUUGUGCUGCUCGGAUCGUUGUAAAAUUGUUACGGUGAUUCAAGACUCGGACAAUCGCCAUACGAUGAAACUUCUGAACUCGAAGCAUUUGCCGUCACCGGAGCACACGGGCAAAGAAGAGAACAGGGGAAGUAAAAACGUAUUCUCCGAAAGCAUACAGAUUAAUAGAAGAUCGAUGAGAAGUCCCGGUAAAAUGGCAGCAGCGCCAGUAUUCUUCGCGCGGGAGAAAACUAAGUUAAAUUUGACAGAUGAAAAUUUGGAAAGCCGUCACGUCAAGCGAAAUCGAUAUGCACAGAAGGACGGAAGGAGAUCGGGAACCAAAUCCAAUUCGCCGAACGUCAGUGACGCGAAUAAGAAGAUUUUGGAAGAUUUUAUUAAAAAAUUUGUCAACAACGUGUUCUCGCGAUUGGAGGAAGUUUUACAUCCGGAUUUCAUAAAAACAAACAUGCCCAUGGACAGAACGUCGGACAUGGGUACGAGUCUUUCCGAAAAUGGAACGUCCACCGACAUAGCGAAAACUCUGUUAGACAAGCUCGCUUCCAGUGUGUUCGAUCAGAUCGACUCCAUGAAUAAGUCUAAGGAACGAUAUAUGGAGGGGGAGGUUCUGCAAACAUACGUGGAGUGUCCGCCAUUGGGAACACCGGUUAUCAAGAAUGAGAUGUUGGUGGGUUUGGUGGCUUAUACCUGUGACGACGUACAGGACUGGGUACCAUGGAAGUACGUGGACAUUUCGAAAAACAUUAAUUGGAUAAUGGAUCGUAUCCGAAACGAAAAUGAAAAUUCGCCGAAAGAUUAUUCAACUCAAAAACGUAAAUCCAGAUCUAACCGAUCGUUUUCUAAGACCUGCUCAGAUCCAGCUAGACCCAUGACAAGUGCCUGCGUUACCUCUGGAAGAGGCGGCCAGUGUGGAGGAUGAAACGAAGGGGAUAGAGAAAAUUCGAAAAUUAUUCAAAAAAGUCCAAAAAAAUACAAAAAUUCCGUACAACGAUAUCCAGUUCAAUGUACCUCGUAACGGUAAAGUUUAAUUAAAAAAAAAAAUUCAAAA
Molecule: messenger RNA, 1772 nt
Organism: Cephus cinctus (wheat stem sawfly)
Lineage: Eukaryota; Metazoa; Arthropoda; Insecta; Hymenoptera; Cephidae
Exons: 7
Coding region: 69-1643 (524 amino acids)
Source: RefSeq, a predicted model, not a curated record